Molecule: messenger RNA, 2133 nt
Organism: Prorocentrum cordatum
Lineage: Eukaryota; Dinophyceae; Prorocentrales; Prorocentraceae
Source: the annotation of a GenBank genome assembly
UUGGCGCAAGGCAUUCGAAGCAGCCAACAACGCGUAGUUUCUGUCAUCCAUGGCACUGCAUCUGGGUCAGACCUGUUCGCAGGAGGGCCUCAGAAGGUAUACAGUCGCAGUCGGAGUGUACCUAACAUGUUGCAUGCUUGGCGUUCUGCUCCUCUCAUGCUGGAGCCAGCUUGCCGAUGCCUGCAAGACAUUAUUCGCCAUGCUAUCCGCGGUUGCACUCUUCGCUGGUCUUUGGAGCGCGGAUGCGGGCAAUGCAGACACCAGCCUUCCGUCAUCCAACGCGGCGACGGGCACAGGUCAUAAAUCGGCCCCUCCGGUCGGACCCGCGAAGACGGCCGCCGAGGCGAGCCGCACGCUGCGCAGGCGUGCGUGGCCGCCGGUCGUGCACCUGCGCCUCGCUGCGACAGGGUUGAACGCGACCACGCGACGCACAGGUCUCUUCUCCUCGAGGCGGAGCAGCAGUCUGAGGCCGAUGUGCGUGUCCUUGAGCGGGUACACUGGGAGGGCGUGGAGCAGAAUGUUCACACAUGUUCUAGGGUGAUGCUCUCGUGCAGCCGGAUCAACGAUGCGGACAUGGCUUUGAGGUUGUUAAACCAACUGUUGGAGAGGGGUGUGGAUUACGAUUGCGAUGUGAUACCCGUCAACACCCGCAGAAUGUUUUUCUCGCUCGUGGCUGGGCACGUCGACGACAGGUAUUUGCGGAAGAACGGAUUCAAGAUGCUUGAGGUGGUUCAGGCCCACGGCAUCACGCCGCCGCACAUCCUCCAAAGCCGCUUGAUCUGUGCGUGGGGCUCCAAGCUUCCGGAGAAGCUCUUGGACUAUUUCGCGAGGAUGCAGAAGAACGGCAUCACGCUCAGCUCGAUGGUGCAGCGCUGCAUCGCGCAGAUGGACCCGCCCGUGCACACGGAUCGGACCCCCCCCCCGACGACGCUGUGCUGCGGUGCGCCGAGAGAGCCAGGGAGCACACCUGAGCCAGAGAGCACACUGGUACCGCACCGCUCCCGCGCAUCUGCACUCCCGCUCCUGCCCCCGCCGCCGCCUCCCGAAGAGCCGGCGAGGACGCCGGGGGUGCCGGCGCAGGCCAUGCCCAGCGGUUGUCGCAGCGGGGCCUCCAGGUUCAUCCAGACAGGCCCAGCCGGCAGUGCCAGCCCGCGCCGCAGCUGGUACGGCGACCCUGCCCCAGAAGACUGGAGCACGCAGAUCGGCUGGUACGGCGGACCUCCAGACGAGACGAGCACGCACGUCGGCUGGGACGGUGCCUCCGUGGAUGAGCUGUCGUACAAUCGCCAGGUGCAGAUGGGGAUGCAGGGGGAGCCUAGCACCACGGCGAUGGUGCACAACGUACCCAGCCGAGUCUUGCGCGACGAUGUGCUAGACAAGUUAGAUGAGAUGGGUUUCACGGGAUGCUAUGAUUUUGUAUACGUACCUGUCGACUUCCGUACAGGGAGUAACAGGGGGUACGCAUUUGUGAAUUUCAUCAAUGAGGAAGAUACGUGGCGCUUCAUGCACGUCUUCCACGGGCUCCACCACUGGCAAUGUAAGUAUCUGAAGGUAUGCACGGUCAGCUUGUCCCGAGUGCGGGGCCUCGCUGCCAACAUAGAAAAAUACCGGAACAGCGCUGUCAUGCGCGACGAGGUGCCCGACAAGUUCCGGCCCGCGAUCUUCCAUGGAGGAGAGCGGGUCCCCUUCCCAGGGCCAACCAGGGAACUGCCCGAGAUCGUUCGCAGGAAGGCGCGCUAGCGGGGCGCUCUACCCCGGCAAGUCGCCGCUGCGAGCGCGGGCCCCGUGGUUCUUGGCGUGGAUAUCUGCUGGGGCCCUUCGAGACUGGCACAUCGGCAUCACAGUGGGCUUGGCAAGCAGUCGCUGAAGAGUCCAGCUUCUGCGGGUGAUGUGUCAGUGGGCAGUUCCGCCGUCCAUGCGUGACGUGUCUCUUCUUCUUCUCCUUUGCCCCAUCCGUUUGAGUUGUCUUCGCCCACUAGAUGCAUCCAGAGAGUCCUCCCAGCUGAGUCGUCCUGGCCCGCCAGGUGCAUCCAGAGAGCGAGACCAGCGCAGCGCAGCAGUUGCGAUUCGGCCAAUACAGAAUGCCUCCUAUAUUUUCUCUCUCUCUCUCUCUCUCUCUCUCUCUCUCUCUCU